Messenger RNA from Hordeum vulgare subsp. vulgare (domesticated barley), 3615 nucleotides. RefSeq lists its product as uncharacterized. The record is from RefSeq and is a predicted model, not a curated record. Lineage: Eukaryota; Viridiplantae; Streptophyta; Magnoliopsida; Poales; Poaceae. The coding region runs from base 180 to 2801 and encodes 873 amino acids. The transcript is spliced from 6 exons.
UUUAACUCUUUUAUUUAUUUAUUUCCUGCAGCUGGGCAUGUUAAUUCUGCUGAAGCACGAACUGUAGCUGUUUCUCUGUCUUAUGAUCUUCAGAUGUUUGCUCUGGUUGUUUCCUCUAUUUACAUAAUUGCUGUUGUUGCUUCUUACCUCUUUUAUUUAUUUAUUUCCUGCAGCUGGGCAUGUUAAUUCUGCUGAAGCACGGCGCCGUCGUCGAGAUAUUAGACAGGGGAAGCGUCAAAGACAAUUUAUUUAAGAAAGGUGUCCCUCAAGCUUUUGAAGUAUGUGCAUCUUCUUCUACUGCUGUCCAGCGCAAUUGUCCCAUACUACCGGUUGCACCAUCUAGGAGUGCUUUGCUUCCAGUUAAUACUGCCCUGACCUACGGACCAUCAUUCAUUUUCGGUUUUAGAGUUGUGCCAUCUGCCUAUCCAACACCUUUAGUGUUUCCUCUGCCGUACGUUCCUCCACUUCAAGCUGAAUUCAAUAGGAGAAAGAGGAAAUUUAUUUGGAAUCAUCGAUCGGGCAAAAUUAAAAUUAAAAACCUUGCGCCUCCAUUUUCCAAAGAUUACAUUGAUUUGCUGAAAGCAACUGUUCGCGGACGUUCAUACUAUGGAGGUCCCGAGUACAUAUGUGGUAGCUGUAAUGCUUUGUAUUGGUUUCAAGAACGUUCUAAGGGUGCUCAUGAUGGAAGGUUAAAUUUGCCAGUUUACAAUGGUUGUUGUUGUGCUGGAAAAGUUUCUUUACCUAAAUUUCCUGAUUGGCCUUUUCCAUUCAAGGAUCUGCUUAGGUUUGAUGGUGAUGAUGCCUUAUCUACAUUUCUGAGGUUGAUUAGGCAUUACAACUCAAUGUUCUGUUUUACCUCCCUUGGUGCUCAUGUUGAUGAAAGUGUUAAUAUGGGAAAUGGACCAUACGUCUUGGAGAUGGGUGGCUCGGUUUAUCAUCGUAUUGGCUCUUUGGUACCUGCAGAUGAUGAAACUCCUAAGUUUGCUCAGUUAUACAUAGUAGAUUCAUCGGAUGAACUAGAUUGUAGAUUUAAUGCUUUCGAAGAGGAAGGUGGUGGUCCCAGCCAGGCAGAUCCUUUUGUGGUAUUGACAUUAACUGAGAUGCUUGAUGAACACAACCAGUAUGUUCGAUUGUAUAGAACAGCCCGUCAGAGAUUAAAAUCAGCUGAUGCACCAAAUCUUGCAAUUCAAUUUUUUGGACAUGAAGGUGCUGCUCAUGGAGACAGAUAUUUCGGUCCUAUUGUUCCUGAGGUUGCUGCCCUUAUUGUUGGUGAAUUCACACCUCAAUGUCACAAAUUUGAUGUUAUAGCAGAAGCCACUUCUGGACAACUAGAUCACAUAUCUUAUUUGAAUCCAUCACUUAUGCCUCUUCAGUAUCCAUUGUUAUUUCCAUUUGGUGAUCCAAGCUUCCAUGUUGGUAUUGAGUUUCAGCGAUGCCGAGCUGCUGGUCGAAGACAUUGUCAACCUUCUAGGCAAACUCCUUCUUCUUCAGGUUGUAAACAUGUUACUAUGCUAGAGUAUUAUGCUUACUAUUUUCACUAUCGACCAAAUGAACCGAAUCCGUAUACAUGUUGUGGCCGUCUCAGCCAACAAGCUGCAGUUAACUGCUAUUCAUGUGUCGAAGCGAGCCGGUUAUCUUACUAUUUCUUGAAACAAGACGAACUGCGUUCCGAAACUUACCAAGGCAUCACAGAUGCUAUGGGUCGAGGAAGCACUACAGGGAAAAAUUUGGGUGUUCAGAUUAUGUUGCACUCCAGUUUUACAGGUGGUCCCCGUUAUAAUACACAAAACUAUCAUGAUGGGAUGGCUGUUUGUCGAGAAUACGGAGCUCCAGAUCUUUUCAUUACAUUUACAUGCAAUCCUAAAUGGGAAGAAAUACGUGAUAUGCUUUCAUAUGAAAAUGGACAACUUCAUACUGAUCGCCCUGAUUUAGUUACCCGUGUUUUCAAUAUGAAAUUUGAUGAUUUUUUGACAGAUGUGAAGAGCGGGGAGUUGUUCGGUCCUAUUCAAGCAUAUUUAUAUGUAGUUGAAUUUCAAAAAAGAUGGUUGCCACAUACACAUACAUUGAUCUGGCUCAAAGGAGAUACUCAACAACCUUCAGCUUCUUUUAUAGAUAAUCUCAUAUCAGCUGAAAUACCCGAUCCUAUGGUUGAUCCAUUAGGCUAUAAUCUUGUGGAUGAAUUCAUGGUGCAUGGACCAUGUGGAGAACAUAAUGUUAGAUGUCCAUGUAUGAAAAAUGGGUCAUGUUCUAAAUGGUUUCCUAAAGAAUUUAAUGAGGAAACAUUGGUUGAUAAAAAAGGUUUUCCUGUUUACCGUAGACGCAAUUUAGGCCACUUUGUUGUCAGAAACAGGGGUUCAGUCAGAUUGGACAACCGAUGGGUAGUGUCGUACAAUAUGCGAUUGCUUAAAAGAUUUCAAGCACAUAUAAAUGCUGAAUGGUGCAACAAAACAAAUUUGCUAAAAUAUUUGUUCAAAUAUCGCACAAAAGGCCAUGAUGUUGCUCGAGUUAGAUUUCAGCAUAUCUUUCAGUGUAAAUCCUUCAUACCUCCAGGAGAACCGACUCGGAGAAAUGAAAUUUUGGAAUUUAUCCAGUGCACGUAUUGUUCAUUUUUUCCACCAAGUUUGUUCAUGUUUCCUCCGUACAACAUGAAAACAUACCGCCUGUUUGUUUUUAUCAGCUGCAUAAAAUUCUCCCAUUUAUUUGUUCUGAUUGCUUUUGCAGGUACUUGUGUGCCUGUGUGGCAUUUUGGCGUAUGUUCGCCUUCGAAAUACACGACCGUGAACCUUCAGUUGAACGUUUAGUUGUACAUCUGCCUGGGAUGAACAAAGUAAUCUUCCAUGAGAAUACCAGAUUAGAUAAAGUUAUUAGAAAUCCUAAUGCAGACAGAACAAUGCUUACUGAGUGGUUUGUAACUAAUCAAGAUAAUGAAGAUGCUAGGAAUUUAUCGUACAUCAAUUUCCCCUCGAAGUGGGUUUGGAAUAGUUCAGACAGAAUGUGGUAUAGAAGACGAAGAAGCCAAAAAUUAGGAGGCCGAAUCGGCCGAAUUUAUCAUGUACAUCCUGCAACUGGAGAACUUUUUUAUCUUCGGAUGCUACUUAUGGUUGUCACAGGUGCAACAUGUUUUGAAGAUCUCAAACGGUACAACAGUGUUCUAUACAACACUUUCAAAGAAGCAUGUCAGGCUCGAGGUUUAGUUGGAGAUGAUAACGAAUGGUUCCAGCUUUUUGAAGAGGCAAUCGUAUGGGCUACUCCUUUUCAGCUAAGACAUCUUUUUAUGACGGUGCUCUUGCAUUGUGAGAUCACAAAUGGUGCUGCACUGUUCGAUAGGUAUUGGCCCAGUAUGGCAGAGGAUAUAUCACAUAGACUAUCUUUAGCUUUUGGAAAUACAACAUAUAAUGUUUCUGAGCAUCAACUACGGAACCAUCUUCUGGAUGAGAUGUCCUCUAUGUUUACUAAGAAUGGUUCGUCCUUGACAGCAUUUAAUAUCAUCUCUCAAACUGUUCCGGAAAAUAAAGAAUAUGUUAACAAAUUAUUGGCAGAAGAAAUGAUGUAUGACAAGGCUGUACUGUUGGAAUUAUGCCCUAGAGGCAAUAAUAAAUAUAGUUAUUAUUAUAA